AAACUCGCAAUUAAAAUUACGCGGUACGUGACGGGGUAUUUUAUUUCGCAACUCGACUGCAUGUUAUUUAAGCGCCCGUUUGCGCACUCCUACAACGGCCUCAUCAUCACACAAUCGCCUUAACUCUUAGCAUAAUGAAGCUUCAAGCAAUUCUACUUACAACGCCUGUUUGGCUUACCCGAGGCUGGACCUUGACCCCGCGAUCAGGCUUAUGCAUCUCCGAACCACUCAUGGCACUGGAUGCCGGGUUCUCAAAAGUCUCAGCCAGUAUCAAUGACGAUCAGAGCCAUCGCUGUGAAGCAUCCCUUGAAUUCUCGAACUCCGACUUCCUGUCACUUUCGUAUUCCUUUCAACCACUCAAUUGCUCCGCUUCCCAAGUGAUGACCUUCAUGUUGCCACCCGAAGUUCCCAACGGAGAGGCCUUUGUCACGUGGCAUUGCUCCGGGCUGACUCCACUCUGUUAUCACGCAAACAUAUCUGGAGGCUUGGAGCAACCUGAAAUGCAACUGCAGCGUACAGGGAUCGUAGGAUGUGUCACAGAGGUGGUACAAACUAGUACCGGCGUCUUCACGACGACAGCCUCGUCCGGCGUAUCCACUGAGUCUGUUGUAACAAUAUUUACAACCACGCAGACCCACUAUGUCACACAAGCUGCAGGUCCCCUAGCGCCAACAACAGUAACUCAGACAGUCGUCGGGACGCCCACCGGAACUCAGAGGGAUCUGAGUACGGAGGUGAUGAUUGAUACUACUGGAGGUACAAGUACUGUUUCGGGAAAAUUUGGGGCGGCUGCGGCAACCACCAUGGGAACGACGACAAGCGCGACACUUGUCCCAAGCAUAGAUGCAACCAGACCGUCUUCCUUACCAGUACAAGUAUCGACCACACUAUUGCCUUCGACAAGGUAACGACCAGCGAAGUCGCUAUGUUGCCGACCUCGACAAUUGACGCCGGCGCUUCCGAGACGAUACCGCUUCAAUCCACGGGAUCAUCAACCGGAACAGUGGUUGC
This is a messenger RNA of Truncatella angustata, 1011 nucleotides long. RefSeq lists its product as uncharacterized. NCBI's taxonomy places the organism in Eukaryota, Fungi, Ascomycota, Sordariomycetes, Amphisphaeriales, Sporocadaceae. The transcript has 4 exons. The record is from RefSeq and is a predicted model, not a curated record. Bases 135 to 908 code for a protein of 257 amino acids.